AUGGAAAGCUUCUUCAAAGACCGCGUCUACGCCAUCUCCGGCGGCGCGUCAGGAAUCGGACUCGCCACGAGCAAAGCACUUCUCCGCUACGGCGCCAAAGUCUCGAUCGCGGACAUCCGGAUCCCCGAAACGCUGCACAACGAACUAUCGCAGAUUGUCGCAGCUGUGGACGAGAAUAUCUCCGCAGAUGAUAUGAUACUCCUCCAGACCGUUGACGUCCGCUCACGCGACGACGUCGACACGUGGAUCGACGACACGGUCUACAAGUUCGGCGGGCUGGACGGCGCUGCGAACCUGGCGGGCACCAUCCCUAAGGACCACAACGUCGGGACGAUCGAGACGCAGACGGACGAGGAUUGGGACUUCGUGUUUGGGGUUAACGUCUACGGUGUCAUGAAUUGUCUCCGGGCGCAGAUGAAGUAUAUUGGGAAAGGCGAGGGCGCGAAGAAGGGUGGCAGUGUCGUCAAUGCCGGCAGUGGCUUGAGUUUACAGGGGAGGGCGGGCACCAGUGCGUACACGGCGAGUAAGCACGCGGUGCUGGGCUUGACAAGAUGUGUUGCGAAGGAGGUCGGUGGUAGGGGUGUCAGGGUCAAUUGUAUUGCGCCUGGCUUCACAGAAACCCCGCUGAUGAAGCAAUCACAGAGCAUUGAGGGAUCGGGAGAGAAGGAAGAUAUUUCGACCACGGCCUUGGGGCGGUUCGCUCAGCCUCAUGAGAUCGCAGACACUAUCGUGUACCUCCUAAGUGACAGAGCCAGCUUCGUCACUGGAGCAGUCAUCUGUGCCGAUGGCGGAUGGCACUGUUAG
Exophiala bonariae is the source of this 804-nucleotide messenger RNA. RefSeq lists its product as uncharacterized. The record is from RefSeq and is a predicted model, not a curated record. The transcript has 2 exons. NCBI's taxonomy places the organism in Eukaryota, Fungi, Ascomycota, Eurotiomycetes, Chaetothyriales, Herpotrichiellaceae. Gene Ontology annotation, molecular function: oxidoreductase activity. The coding region runs from base 1 to 804 and encodes 267 amino acids.